CGGAAGGAAAAAUGAAGCUGCAUUUCUCACUUAAUAAGGAAGAGAAAGACUGUAACGUCUGUCACAGAAUUUGGUCUCAUAUUUCAGUAAAAUGUUCAGCAUGUGUGUCGUUCUGCUCGUCUUUUUCAGCAUCUCUACAGUAGUUGUAGUUUCUUCAAAAACAGUCACAGGACACAGAGGAGAGAGAGUUGACAUCAGAUGCAGCUAUGAUGCUGGAUAUGAAUCAAAUUCAAAGUAUUUUUGUAAAGGCAAGUGUAACUAUAGAAAUAAAAUCAUCAUGGUUAAAUCAGGAUCUCCAGCUAAAGACAAGAGAUUCUCUCUGACUGACAACAAGAGGACCAGAGUUUUCACCGUCAGCAUCACUGAUCUGAGAACAGAGGACACAGGACUAUACUGGUGUGCUGUGAAGAGGCCUUUUACUGAUAUCUAUUCAGAGAUUUUGUUGAUUGUUAAACAGAGUAAACCGUCAUAUUUCAGCACAACAGAACCAAAUCCACGAUCCAGCAGCAUCACAAUCACAGAAAGAAAAGAAAGAAUCACAGAUCAACACAAAUCAGCAGAUCUGUCUUCUGUCGCUGGUGGUCUGGGUUCGGUUCUGCUGGUUCUGGUUCUGUGUUCUGGAACAUUCCUCAUCCUGAAAAAGAGGAAGAGGAAAUCUGGGACAGCUUUAUUUCAGCAAAAUGUGCAGCACAAUACGGAGAGUGUCCACAUGUAUGAGAUUGCAAACAGUGACCCUGGACCAUCUGAUGUCAUCGCUUCAACAUCUUCGCCCAAUCAGAUGCCUGCAUCGCACCUCAACACCCGCCCACAAGUCUCUGCUGUUUAUGCUACAGUAACCAAUCAGCAGCCUGAUUCAAAGCCCAGUCGCAUCCACUCAGCCAAUCAGGUGACGAUCUGUGAUUAUUAUGCCAAUAUGAACUCACCUGAACCAACAACAGACUGCAGAACAGAACUGAUUUACGCAACAGCGACACAUCCGCAAAAUGUCAAGACAAACGACGGCCUGAUAUAUUCAGUGAUCAAACAUAAAUAAAAAAAGACAAAAAAGU
Messenger RNA from Sinocyclocheilus anshuiensis, 1049 nucleotides. Its product is annotated as CMRF35-like molecule 1. The transcript has 7 exons. Gene Ontology annotation, molecular function: transmembrane signaling receptor activity. Bases 92 to 1033 code for a protein of 313 amino acids. Gene Ontology annotation, cellular component: plasma membrane. The record is from RefSeq and is a predicted model, not a curated record. NCBI's taxonomy places the organism in Eukaryota, Metazoa, Chordata, Actinopteri, Cypriniformes, Cyprinidae.